GUUGUGCAGUCAGCCACGUUCCUGGUCUUCGUAGUAGUGAAGAAGCGUGAACCCGUAGAUUCUCAUAUUCCCAUAUUACACAGCCUAGUAAACUGGCUGCUGAGACCUGCAAGUUUUUAAUUAGAUUUACUGUUGUAGUUUCCUAUUAUACUAGCGAAUUGUUCUUUUCACCAAUACUUACUCCCACAGUAAAAAUAAGCGGUUUCACUAAUCCUUUCGCAUGUAACGGGCCAGUUUCAAUAUGUAGAUUUUCCAAAGGGUCAGGUUUCAGAGCUUGCCGCGAACCUCUUUUUGAAUUGUGAAAUGAAUUACGGAUCAAUCGACCGUUCUUAGGUGGAAGCCAAACUUGAUUGAAUAGUGGUGGUUUGCUAAAAUGGAUCUUUAGUCAAAUAACAAUUAUGUAUACCAAAUAAUUCUUAUUUCUAGAGCUCGUACCAAAUAUUUGCGGAAACAUUUAAAGUUCUAGAAAACAUUAUUUACUUUAUUUUAAUUCAAAUAUUACAUUAUUUAUAUCAGAUAAGUAUAUUUUUAAUGUACUUGUAGAUAUUAAUUAAAUAAUAAAUUUACAAAACGAAAAAAGAAGGAAAUUUGAAAAUAAAAUCCUUGUUUCUUUUUCCUUCAGUCGCACUGUCAGAUAUAUGACAGAUAUGUGACAAUUUAAAUAAAAGGAAUAAUGGCAUACUGCCAAUCUUAUAUAUUUUUUUGUAUGAUGAAAUAAUGUAGUCUUCCUAUUUACACAAUGAAUCUCAUCAUUUCUCCACCGUGAGAGAUUCGGUUUAAGUUUCAAUUACAUUGGGACCAUGGAUAUGGAUAUAUAACAGAACGCACAUGCACUUCUCAUGACAGAGUGGCAAGAUACGAAGAUAUAAUAAAUACUAAAGAUAGUACAUGCUCGCAAAAUCGGUUGGCAGCAAAGCUAAAUAUAUUGGGGUUGGAUACUUGGAGACACCCUAUUUUGCGCAUGCUCUAUUCAUACAAAGGCCCGGUGGACCCCUUCGGCCCCUCGUCAACUUCAGUAUACCGCUUAGACAUUCAAGGUGAGAGACCCGUUCGUUUGCAAACAAAAUUAAGGACUACAAUAUCCUAUCUCCGUUAAAAAAAUGAUGAUAACACAGUUUCCAAGACCAAGCCUACUUUCCGAAAGACUUUUAAAACAUCAAACCUUGUGACGCAAACCGAUUUAAAUCGUAUUUAUUUCCAUGUUGAUUUCAACUUUUGUGAAAUUGCUUUUACAUCAGCAUCUGUUUAACUUAUAAUUAUUAAGUACGUAAUUACAAUCUAUCUGCCAUAAUUUAUAUGUAUUUACUUUGGAAUAAAGUAUAUUUUCCAGAUAUUCCAAACUCGAAUUCCGUUGGAUUGUUAUAUUUAAUAGUGGUGAAUUUUAAGCAAAGCUUAUUGUUAAAGUCAAGGUGCUAUCGAAAAUCAUGUUAAUUUUGAAAUUUAUGUGACUAUAAUGAAUUUCUAAGGAUAAAAUAAAAUAAAGGUCAUUAUGGAACCGUACUCGAACGAUUUAUUAUGGUUGGUCGUAAGUGGGUUUGUAGUUGCUUUCAUUUUGGCAUUUGGCAUCGGUGCGAACGACGUGGCAAACUCUUUUGGGACCAGUGUAGGUUCAAAGGUGUUGACUCUUACUCAAGCUUGUAUUCUGGCUACCAUUUUUGAAAUUGCCGGAGCUGUACUCAUUGGAUAUAAAGUUUCGGAUACUAUGCGGAAGGGUAUACUUGAUGUAUCAUUAUACGCGGAUGGCGGCGAGAAGCUUCUUGCGGCCGGGUGUUUGGCUGCUCUUAUAGCCGGGGCGACUUGGCUUAUUCUUGCUACCGCUCUACGAUUACCCGUAUCCGGGACACAUUCCGUAGUCGGCGCUACAGUAGGGUUCACUCUUACUGCGAAGGGACCCAUCGGAGUACGCUGGUCUACCUUAGGAGCGAUUGUGUUAUCGUGGUUUAUAUCUCCGGUACUAAGUGGAACGGCGUCGGCGCUUCUUUUCUGGCUAGUUCGCCGGUUCAUUCUGCGUGCUCCACAACCCUUGAAAGCAGGUCUGCGAGCAUUGCCUUUCUUCUAUGGUGCCACAAUAGCUGUCAACGUAAUUAGCGUUGUGCUCGAUGGGCCGAAGUUGCUUGCUAUGGAUGCAAUUCCAUUGUGGAUUGCUUUGACCGGGUCCAUCACAUUGGGAUUGGUGGUCGCCAUUUGCGUACGUUUGUUUCUUGUACCUUACUACCGACGUGAGCUUGUUCAACCACCAGUCAACUUUUCCAUGGGACUAUCUAACGAAACAACACCGGUUAAUACUCCGACGCAUUCCAAUAAAAACAAUGUACCGCAAAGACCUACGUCUUUGAUAUCUGAAGAUGGGAAAGUUCUGGAAGUGAUUACUGAAAGUGCUGAAAUGGUCACAUUAAGUGAUAUUGAUAAAAUGUCAGUGGACGUCCGCGGGAUGAAUGCGAGGAAUCGUGCUCUCUUGGCCACCAUGGAUGAUUGCAGUGUUUUAUCUAGGAGCCUAAGUCCACCCAAUAAGUCUCGGCUGCAACUUAUUGAUGCAGAUCCACAAAUUAAUACUCUGAAAUAUAUUGAUGAGACUAUAAGCUGUUGCAAGAGCUUAGAUUCAGCUCAGCUAGCUGGAAUGGGUGAGAGUUAUGAUUCUAAAAAUGGUUUCUUGGGGGGAUCGUGUGAUACUAUCGCUCGAGGAGAUUUUGAUCGACUGGCUGUUACACGAGCGCUUCCUGGUAACGUUGACUUCGAUACACCACCUCCUCGGAUCGAGAAGGCCCCGAGCGGUGGUAGCGCUUGGAGUAUCGAGCGAGAGAGUAAGCGAUUACCUGCCAUCACGCCCAACUCGAGCGCAGCGCCCUUAUUGCGAGCGACGUCGCCGCCCCCGCCACCGCCACAGCCACACCCUCAGGAUGAAACGCUACGGCUGUUCUCUUUUUUGCAAGUACUUACUGCAACAUUUGGCUCAUUCGCACACGGAGGAAACGACGUAAGUAAUGCUAUCGGGCCGCUGGUGGCUUUAUGGCUGGUUUAUUCAGAAGGCGGAGCGCACGCUCGAGCAGAGACUCCACUUGCGAUCCUCGUGUUUGGAGGCGUCGGUAUUGCGCUCGGCCUCUGGCUCUGGGGUCGUCGGGUAAUACGCACCGUAGGAGAAGACCUAACUAGUAUCACUCCAGAUACUGGUUUUACUAUAGAGCUGGGCGCAGCGUUGACCGUCCUGGUGGCUAGCAAAGCAGGUUUACCAGUCUCUACAACUCAUUGCAAAGUCGGCUCCGUUGUAUGUGUUGGAUAUUUUUCUCAAAAAUCUGUUGACUGGACACUGUUUAGGAAUAUCAUUUUUGCGUGGGUGGUAACCCUACCAGUUGUUGCUGCGGUGGCGUCACUGUCAAUGUUGGCGCUUGAAGCGUUCGUCGUUUAAAAAAGAAAAAAAACAACAAUAAUAUCACCAUAUUAUUACUGUUCUCCAGUAGUUCACAUAUUAUAUUUAGCGUAUUAAUUUCUAAUUUAAAUCAGCAAAGAUUCCUAGAUUUUUUCAACACUGAAAUUGAUUUGAUGUUAAUGCUUAAAUCUUAUUAGUACGUAUAUAACUAUUGAGUAGGUUAUGUUUAGAUUUUCAAAUAGGGAAAUUUGCACAUACGCAUUCUACAAUAGAUUCCAUAGUUUAUUUAUCUUAGUAUUCUCCUAAUUUCUUUCUAACUUGUUUUAAAUUAAAAAUCACUGUUAAUGUUACUUAACUCUUGAGCCUGUGUUUGAAGUAGCUGCUGGUUUUACAUACAGUAUCUAGAUUAUCUAGAUUUCUGAUCGUGGGUUUUCUCCAUAUUUGAUAUUUAUGACUUAACGUUUUUCAAUUCAAAACUAAUUAAAAAAAAUUUUUGAAAAUUGUAGCCAGUUAAUUAGUAUACCUACAAAGUAUUUAAGAUACUUUCAAGCAUACCUACUAAACUUGGCCCAUAAUAAUAUUAUUGAAUCCUCACUAAUCAACUAAAAAAAAAGCUUCAGCUGCAUGAGAAUUGAAAAACAUUACGAUAUUGUCAAUUUCAGGUGUUUGAUCUUAUUUACAUUUAAUUAAGAAUUUAAAGAAAAAAGCGACUGGUUUUUGAGAGAUUCCUAUGUCUAUAUUCUGCCAUUGGAAAGUAAUGAUGGAAAUGUACUAUUGCUGUUUGUACUUCGAUCAAUAUAUCAUAAAUUUGAAAUUGAAAAUUUGAAUUGAAUAAUGAAAAAAAUGUUGAAUAAACAUAGUUGGUAUUU
Messenger RNA from Bombyx mori (domestic silkworm), 4233 nucleotides. RefSeq names its product sodium-dependent phosphate transporter 1-B (gene NaPi-III). The coding region runs from base 1490 to 3403 and encodes 637 amino acids. Gene Ontology annotation, cellular component: membrane. Gene Ontology annotation, biological process: phosphate ion transmembrane transport. NCBI's taxonomy places the organism in Eukaryota, Metazoa, Arthropoda, Insecta, Lepidoptera, Bombycidae. Gene Ontology annotation, molecular function: phosphate transmembrane transporter activity. The record is from RefSeq and is a predicted model, not a curated record. The transcript is spliced from 11 exons.